AUGGCCGGGAGACCCGAGAAGGGUUUGUCUUUGAUAGGAUUCUCUCUCCUCUGUCUGAGAACGGUUAUUUCAUCCAAAUCAGCGCCUGAAAUACCAACCAUUGAUCAGGCAUAUUCAAAAAUCAGCAAUAGCAUCACUGUAGAGUGGACUCCUGUGCCAGGGGCCACAAGUUACUUGCUCACAGCUGAAGAUGGGGACACAAUCAUUGAGACCACAGUGACCAGUUCCCCGGGCACUUUGACAGGCCUGAAGGCUGCGACCUUGUAUCAAAUCACCAUCAGAUCCAUCAGUGCCUCUGGAAGAAGCCAAGCAUCGUCUCCAAAGCAGGCAAAGACAGUGUUGGCUGCACCGGUUUUGGAAGUUGGCUCUCCGAGUCCAGACUCCAUCCUUGUGAGAUGGGACGCCGUAUACAUGGCAAUUGGCUUCUCCGUGUCUGUUAUGCGAGCCAAUGGCUUGGGUAGAAUUUGGAAAGAGAAUACUACAAACACCUCCUUGACCUUCAGCAGCUUAGAAGCUGGGACUUUGUACACUAUCAAGGCCUAUGCGUGGAAUGCCAAUGGAAUCCCUGGGGAUGACUCCACCUGCAACCUGAGAACCAGUCCUCGUGCCCCUGCCAACAUUGAAGUCUUCUUUGACAGCGGGGCCCUGAAGGCGUCUGUUUCAUGGACACCAACAGUAGGAGCAUUCAGUUACACUGUGGUGGCGUCCAGCAAUUCUUCUCAGCGGAGCUGCAGCACAGCUCUCAACGCCUGCAGCAUCAGCUCCCUGCAGUGUGGGAUGGAGUACCUCAUUUCUGUCUCAGCCAGUAACGAUGCUGGGUCCAGCAGGUCCUCUGCAGGGACCCUGAAGACUGUGGCUUGUGCACCGGGAAGAGUGACAAUCCGAGAAGACCGCCCCGGCCAUUUGUCUGUGGCUUGGUCUGCCGUGGAGCUGGCUGACUACUAUGUGGCUUUCGUGAAGGGUGGCGAUGGCCUGGAAGCUCACUGCAACACCUCGCUCACUCAGUGCCACUUCCUGUUCCAGUGUGGCUUCACAUACUUCAUUAGUGUGUUUGCCUACAACGCAGCAGGGCAGAGCCCCCUGGGUGAUGUAUCCAAUUACACCACAGCUCCUUGUUGUCCUAGUGACAUCCAUGCAGUGUUGGUGUCCAGUGACAGAGUGGAAAUAGCCUGGUCUCCUGUGCGCGGUGCUGAACUCUAUGAAACCAAGGCCACAGCUGGGCACAGUGUUGUGGAGUGUAACGACACUGCUCCUGCUUGUACCCUCUCUGCUUUGGAUUGUGACACCAAGUACAACAUCACAGUGUAUUCCUUCAGCGAGGUCCGGGGCAGCAAUCUGUCAUGUCCCUCCUACUACGUCACCACAGCUCCUUGCAGUCCUGAGAUAAAAAAUAUUUCAAAGGAUGCAUUCUCCACGAUUAACGUGCACUGGCAGUCUGCUAAUGAAGGCGCCACUUACACGGUGACUGCCCAGGGGAAGAAGGGCAUGUUCCAGUGUAGCAGCACCGGGGAGACGUGCGUGCUUGGGGGCCUGCCCUGUGGCUCCAUGUUCUCUGUCACUGCAGUGGCUGAAACUCCAGUGGGGAAGAGCCUUCCCAGCUACAGUGUGCCCCUGGAAACAGUGCCAUGCUGUCCAGCUGGUCUGACAGUGGUUCAGGUCACCCAGUCUAUAGUCAACGUGAGCUGGACUAUUGGGACAGUGGCUCAAACCUAUGUGACUGCGCUGGAGUCACACAUCGGACGGUCUAAGUGUCACACCCAUCAAAACCACUGCCUUCUGGGUUGCAUUGCAUGUGGCAUCAACUACACGGUGGCACUAAAAGCCGUCAGCCCCACUGGACUGACUGCAGACUGCGCCUACCAAAGCUAUUCCUCCAGUGCCUGCUGCCCACUGGGGGUCAAAUUAUAUAGGCUGGGCCCUAAUGGCAUCCGGAUCCACUGGCAAGCCUCCAGGGGCUCAGCCAAUUAUAGCACUGACCUCUACGGCUCCAAAGGCAUCUUCACAUGUGUCCCAAGUGCUGGCCUAAGUUUCUGUGACGUCACCGACAUCCCCUGUGGGGAUGUCUACACAGUGAUGGUCUCACCAGUUGCUGAAACAGGACUGAAGCUAACAUUCUGUCCAAAAAAGAUAUAUUCAGUCACCUGCUCUGGAAGUACACUUGGGAUGGUGAUUUACAGAGGGAAGAGGAAUGACACGGUGAACCCCAGGUAAAAACAGACGCCCCACGAGAGUCCCUGUGUGGUUAGUGAGCAGCGUUGGAAACAAACUAUUAGAACACAGAAUGCCGUAGGAUAGCAAAAGCACCCCUGGUCUUUAAAGGAGUAAUUCAUUCGACAGGGCAAGGUCAACUGUGUCAUCAGCUGCAGAGAAGCUCAAGAUGAGCUGUGGAGAGGACUCUACAGAGACGAGCCAGAAAGUCCCCUGGAAGGCCGCCAGAGUGAGUCAGCUCACUGUCAGAGCUUGCAAGCAUAAAAGCUCUGCCUAGCAGAAAUUUGUUCAGAGGCUUCACGUCCAGACACACCACAGAAUGCUGCCCACCCCAACCCCGUGUAGCUCAGGCUGGCACUGAAGUCUCAAUCCUUCUGCCGCAGCCUCCCAGAGUGCUAGGGUGACAGGCUCCCACCGUUUUGCCCAGCGCUCCAUUAUAGACUUAAACGCGUCCUGUUCACGAGUGUCUCAACAGCUUGCCAUACAGCACCCCAACCACCACCACCCAGGAAGAUGGACAUGUACCCCCAUAGCAGUCAGGCCACCCUCAGGAGGACAGCAUCCACCCCGAGACAGGCCUCAGUCGGGACUUCUUAGCUGGAGUUGUAUAGCAGCAGCUGCUAGGGCAACGUGGGUAACAAACGCCCUCGGCACAAGUUCCCGGGGAAGCGAAGCUGCCUGCAGACUUCACUGAGUCAGAGCAUGUGAGCAGACAUCUGCUAGAGCCUCUGGGAAAGCAGAACCACGGGCCCGUGGCUGGAAAGAUUGCCAUCGCGUUCUCAGAGCCAGCGAAGAUUUCAGGUGGUGCUGAUGCGGCGGCCAAGGGCUGAUUCUCAGACUGUGGCAGACCGACCUACACACAGCUUUUCGGGGCUUCGUCCCUCUUGCAGACUGUUCUCUACGCUCCCUGUCACGUUGUAAAGGCUUCUUCCCAUGUUGGGAGAGGAAAAACGUAAAUCUGUUGUUAUCUAGAACAAUGUUGGUCUGUCUAAUGCCAGAAACCCAAUUUUAAAGUAGUAUGGAGAAGAUCACGCAGCUGUGGUGCUUAGUCCUCAGAUGAGGGGCUGGAGGCUCUGAAGAAAUGGCUCAGUGGUUAAGAGAACAGGCUGUUUGUUCAAAGGACCCAGGUUCCAUUCCCAGCCCUCACAUGGUAGCUCACAACCAUCUGUAACUCUCGUUGUGGGGUGGGGGGUGGGGGGUGAUCCAUACCCACUUCUGGCCACUGAGAGCAUUGGGUCACGAAUGUGGUUUACAGACACACAUGCAGGAAAAAUAUCCACACUUGUAAAAUAAAUAAAAAUAUUUAAAAAGCAUGGCUUUCGAGUCCAGACUGUGUGUGCUAGGAAGCAACUCUAAAGCCCGGCGUAAAGGAAGCGGAGCAUGCAGU
Mesocricetus auratus (golden hamster) is the source of this 3595-nucleotide messenger RNA. It is a transcript of the gene Fndc7, whose product is annotated as fibronectin type III domain containing 7. Gene Ontology annotation, molecular function: protein binding. NCBI's taxonomy places the organism in Eukaryota, Metazoa, Chordata, Mammalia, Rodentia, Cricetidae. The coding region runs from base 1 to 2211 and encodes 736 amino acids. The record is from RefSeq and is a predicted model, not a curated record. The transcript is spliced from 13 exons.